AUGACGCCUUCGAUCCAGAGUCGGGACUCAGGAGGUGGCCACCAGGGUCAGCCGUCGCCUUCAGUGAGUUCCUCAACAGCGGGCUUCCCGUUCGAACAAGCAGUGCUCGACAACGGCGACGACGACGAUGACGACGACGACGACGACGACGAUGAUCGUGUUGGUCAUGUUGAUGAAGAACUUGGACGCUUCCUCUCCUCGCGGCUGGAACGUCGACGGAGCUCUUUCGCUAGAAACCUCGCCGCUGUGGCCGACAUUGGCGGUGUCAACAGCUUCAGAUCCUUCGCCCGCAGCUUGCAGAGGGCCGCUAGCUUUGCCGAAGUCAUCCCUCGCCGACCCAGCCUGAUCCUGGCUCCCGACAUACAACCUCUCGUGGACCCGACUGAGGGGGGUGACGGUUUACAGUACGAUCAGAGCGUCGCGAGCAAUGGGCCAACCUCUCGCACAAGCCUCCUGGCCCAGCAGUUCCACCCGUCCUCGCUCCCGACUCGAGGUUGGCCUUCAGCCGCUACGUCUCCCGGGCCCGGGCCGAGCCACAGCCUCGGCUUCGGCGCAGCGUCCGGCCCAGCCGGCUUCAUCGACAGGGAGCACAAGGCGUUCGAUGCGGAUACGGCUGCCGGCGUCCUGCCUGCCGGUUCACCCUCCAGCUCCAGCAUGUUCGCCAUCCCUCCUCACCUGGCCGCCCCCUCUGUUAUUGAAAGCUAUGGGUCCUUUAAAAGUUCCCACUACGGAACCAUCGGUACCGUGCCGCCACGAGGCUCGUUCAGCUUCGAGGGUGGGUGGCGGGCUCGCUUUGGGGAGCACGACGGCGACGGCCUCGAAGGGGACGACGAGAACGAUGCUGCCCAUGGCGAGGAGCGCCCGAUACUCGUCAAGGAGAUCAAGCAGGGUGACAAGGUUGUACUUACCGUCGAGGGGCAGAGCACCCUACCUCAGUCUGUUUUUAACUCUAUAAACGCCAUCAUUGGAGUCGGCUUGCUGAGCCUGCCCUUGGCCUUCCAGAUGAGCGGCUGGAUCAUUGGCCUCGCUCUCCUCACGCUGCUGGCUCUUGUCACCGCGCACACCGCCAAGCUGUUGGGGAGGUGCAUGAAUGCCGACGCCAGCGUCAUAACCUAUUCCGAUCUGGCAUACGUCUCCUUCGGUACCAGGGCCCGCGUCGUCGUUUCGGCUUUGUUUACACUCGAAUUACUCGCCGCCUGUGUUGCCCUCGUCAUCUUAUUUGCCGACUCCAUCGAUCUCCUCCUACCCGGUGUCGCCAGUGUCGAUGUUUGGAAAUGCGUUUGCGCCGCCUUGAUUUUGGUCCUUAACGCCUUACCGCUGCGCUGGUUAAGUUACACGAGCGUCAUCGGCAUCUUUUCUACAUUCUGCAUCGUUUGCAUUGUUGCCGUUGACGGACUCGUCAAGGAGCACGCGCCAGGCUCCUUGUGGGAGCCUGCCGCGACUCAUCUCUUUCCUUCAAACUGGCUGGCUCUCCCACUUGCGUACGGUUUGAUGGCUAGCCCAUGGGGUGCACACUCUGUUUUCCCUUCGAUCUAUCGAGAUAUGCGUCAUCCUCGCAAGUGGAAAACGGGCGUCAAUAUCACGUUCUCCUUUUCCUACACGUUGGACACAUGCUUGGCCGUCAUCGGUAUCUUGAUGUUUGGCGAUGGUAUCGAAGAUGCCAUCACCUCCAACCUCCUCAGGACAGACGGGUACCCUAAAACCUUGAACAUCCUGAUGUGCAUCUCCAUCACCAUCAUCCCGCUAACCAAGAUCCCUCUCAACGCCCGUCCCCUCAUUACCACCGCCGACGUCAUUUGUGGCGUUAGCAACGACCGUCGGCCCCAUCGCCAUAACUGGCUUGAAGCAAAUCGACAAUCGACCAUCAUCAUUGCUUGUGCCAAGGGCCUGAUUCGCGUCGUCGUCGUCCUGACUCUCCUAUCAAUAUCGAUUCUCUUCCCCGCCUUUGACUCGGUCUGCGCUUUUCUCGGCGCAGCACUGUGCUCGCUCAUAUCGAUUAUUCUGCCCAUUUCUUUCUACUUGAAACUAUAUUGGAAAGACAUCUCACUGGGGGGGCGUGUCACUUACUGGGCUAUUCUGUGCUUCUUUUCGAUGUUGGGGAUGAUCGGCACUAUCUGGACCUUUCUGCCAAGGCAUCUCGUCGGUGCAGGGCCUGGAAGUGGCAUGCAUUGA
This is a messenger RNA of Drechmeria coniospora, 2172 nucleotides long. RefSeq names its product transporter. Gene Ontology annotation, molecular function: amino acid transmembrane transporter activity. Gene Ontology annotation, biological process: amino acid transmembrane transport. The transcript is spliced from 5 exons. The coding region runs from base 1 to 2172 and encodes 723 amino acids. Gene Ontology annotation, cellular component: vacuolar membrane. The record is from RefSeq and is a predicted model, not a curated record. NCBI's taxonomy places the organism in Eukaryota, Fungi, Ascomycota, Sordariomycetes, Hypocreales, Ophiocordycipitaceae.